This is a messenger RNA of Glossina fuscipes, 2430 nucleotides long. RefSeq names its product ribosome biogenesis protein WDR12 homolog. The transcript has 5 exons. The record is from RefSeq and is a predicted model, not a curated record. Lineage: Eukaryota; Metazoa; Arthropoda; Insecta; Diptera; Glossinidae. Gene Ontology annotation, cellular component: preribosome, large subunit precursor. Gene Ontology annotation, molecular function: protein binding. Gene Ontology annotation, biological process: ribosome biogenesis. The coding region runs from base 95 to 1384 and encodes 429 amino acids.
CAGAUUUUUGACAUAAAAUUUUGAAUAAAAUUUGUAAAAAACUUAAAAUAAAUUUCAAAUUUGUGCUUAAGAGACAAACAAACAGGGUGCAGACAUGGAAUCUGAGAACGGAGAGAGUCAGGUUCAAAUCCACUUAAAUACGAAGCAACAACAUUAUGCAGUUCCCGAUGUUCCUUACUCUAUAGAGGCUAGUGUGACAACCAGCGAAUUAACUACUUUUGUAAAUACUCUCUUGGAACAAUCACUUUCUGGUGACCAUAAAACACCGAUAGAAUUUGAUUUUUUGGUACUUGGUAUUGAGUAUCUACGGGGGCGUUUGUGUGAUCAUUUAAGAGAGAAAUCCAUAUCCUUUGAAGAUGCGAUUGAAAUUGAAUACUUAGAAAGAUUUCCAGCUCCGGAACCCCAAGACUGUUUAUUGCAUGAUGACUGGGUAUCUGCUAUUGAAGCAAAUGGCAAAUGGAUUUUAACUGGAUGUUACGACAACACCAUCAACUUGUGGACUAAUAAAGGCGCACAUAUCUUGACUAUACCUGGUCACACAAUGCCAGUUAAAGCUGUAACUUGGGUUUCUUUAGAUGGUGAUAAAGGUAAAUUUAUAUCAUGUUCUCAAGAUCAAACUGUCAUGUUGUGGGACUGGUCCAUCGAAAAUAAUUCGGUGGAAUGCAUAUCCGUUUGCAAGGGCCACGAACGGGGUAUUGAUUGCGUCGGAGUAAGUCCGAAUCGUAAACGGUUUGCUACUGGCUCCUGGGAUACUAUGUUAAAAAUAUGGUCAACAGACUCCGGCGAGACAACUGCAGGCACAUCAAAACGUUCAAAAACGGAGGAUAAUUCCGUCAAGACACCACAAAUAACUUUGCAAGGACAUCGCGAAUGUAUUUCUGCCGUACAAUGGAUGGACGAUGAGACUUUAAUAACUAGCAGUUGGGACCAUACUAUGAAAGUUUGGGAUCUCAGUUUGGAAGGAAUUAAAACUGAAAUUUCCACCAACAAAUCUAUAUUUGAUGCUAGUUAUUCUCGUUUGUGCCGACUGAUUAUAACUGCGUCAGCAGAUAAAAACCUUAGACUAUACGAUCCGAGAAUAAAUCAAAGCUCCGCAACACUGCGCAACACUUACUUAGGUCAUCAACAAUGGAUUCAGACGGUUAUGUGGUCAACAACUGAAGAAUAUUUGUUCGUUUCUGGUUCCUAUGACCAUCAAAAUAAAUUAUGGGAUCUCCGAAGUCCGAAAGCUCCAUUAUAUGAUUUAAUUGGUCACGGUGAUAAAGUUUUAGACAUCGAUUGGUCGAAUCCUAAGUAUAUUGUGUCUGGCGGUGCCGAUAAUACUGUAAGGGUUUACAAAUCUCGAAAAGCCUUAAUUAAAGCUGAUCAUUCGGACACCAAUUGAAGGCAGUAGUAAAACUGAAAUUUUCAAAUUUGUUUUCUUAGAAAUUAAAAACCAAAAAAUAUUUUUGUAUAUAAAAAACGUAAAAAAAGAAAGCAAAAAUAGUUUUUAACUUGAUGAAAGCCAUUUAUGUCGCGAAACUGACGAACACGUCAUAGUUUAUUAUGAAAAAUUAUCAAUAAUUAUUUUUUUUAUUAUAUUCAAUUAUAUCACAAUUGUAACAUAAUGUGGGCCAAGCAAUUUUAUUUCACUUCUUCGACUUUACGCACCCGCAUGCCGAGCCCAGCCAUGCCGCAGCGAUCUGAACAAUUGGUAAUCAGGAGGCGACAUGUCUGACGCCAUGGUGAGUACGUUGGAUGUGGGAGAACUUCUCGUUCCUGCUGGAGCAGUGUAUCCUGGACAACUCUUGCAAUAACAGGCCAAAAAAUAGCAUUUUCAGUCAAUACGUGUUGCCGCAUUUACACUGCUGAAGCCGAAAACAACAAUUGGGAUAUGAUGGGGCAGCAUCACCAUAAGCCUGUGAGGGAUUUUACCGGCAAAUUUCUUCAAUUAAACAAAGUAAUGAAUUCUGACGAAGAAUUUAAAGCGCUCCAUGAUAAGCGUCCGUGUACGCUGAAUAAAUCAAUAAUAUUAAAUGGAAAAGUGUUAUUUUAUGUAGGGGACGGUCAAAACCAUCGAAUUCAACCGUUAUGUACAUUGGUAUGUCCUAUUUCUGUAUCAUUUUUACCAGCAAUAGUCGCUGAUCAAAAUUUUGCAAACAUUUAAUACGUAAUAUAUUUUGUUAAAAUUUUAAUGCAAAGAAAAAGUUUCAUUUUUUGCAAUGGAAAUUAAUGAAUGAAAUUAAUUCGGUCCAUUAUACGCUUCGCUUACUCCAGCUAUCUCAACACGUUGCAUUUUAGAAAACGCGAUGAUUUGAAAACUUAUCAGUUAAGGCUUGCCGAAUCUAAUUUGUACGCCUCUGUGGUCGCUGGCACGUGAUAUUCGCAAACAUUAACCGAGCUUGAAGUUAAAUAAAUGCAAUCCUAUUACUUCGCCAAAAGUUCCAGUCU